AUGGGAUAUUACGACUCAACUGGACACCACCACUCACUACGUGAAGGACUACACAAGAUGGCUGACCGUGUCUUCCACUCCGAGGGCGAGCGUGCCGACAUCUCUCGCUCCUCCGGCCCCAAGUCUAACGGAGCUCCUUCCGUCCCUAACACUGUUACCAUUCCCUGCCACCAUGUCCGCAUGGGUGACAUCUUGAUCCUCCAGGGUCGUCCCUGCCAGGUCAUCCGCAUCUCGACCUCGUCGGCUACUGGCCAGCACCGUUACCUUGGUGUCGACCUCUUCACCAAGCAGCUCCACGAAGAGUCUUCUUUCGUCUCCAACCCUGCUCCCAGCGUUGUUGUCCAGACCAUGCUUGGCCCCGUCUUCAAGCAAUACCGUGUUCUCGACAUCCAGGAUGGUUCCGUCGUCGCCAUGACCGAGACUGGUGACGUCAAGACCGGUGUACCCGUCAUUGAUCAGUCCAACCUGUGGCAGCGCCUUACCCAGGCCUUCAACGCCGGCCACGGCAGUGUCCGCGUCCUCGUCCUGAACGAUGGUGGUCGUGAGCUCGUUGUUGACAUGAAGGUCAUCCAUGCCUCCAGCUUGUAA
Messenger RNA from Daldinia loculata, 588 nucleotides. Its product is annotated as translation protein SH3-like protein. Gene Ontology annotation, biological process: positive regulation of translational termination; positive regulation of translational elongation. Gene Ontology annotation, molecular function: RNA binding; ribosome binding; translation elongation factor activity. The transcript is spliced from 2 exons. The coding region runs from base 1 to 588 and encodes 195 amino acids. NCBI's taxonomy places the organism in Eukaryota, Fungi, Ascomycota, Sordariomycetes, Xylariales, Hypoxylaceae. The record is from RefSeq and is a predicted model, not a curated record.